AUGAUACUUUUAUACGUCACAGGCACUUCUUCAGGAAAUGCUUCAGGUAGCUCAACCGCGGGUACAUUAUCAACAACAAACGAAUCAUCUGAAACUAGACAAUCAGGAGGAGAUAACCCACUGGCUAAAAUUCAACUGGGCAAGACAACUAUAAUCAUAGGCGACACUUCUGGUUCUCAAAGUGUUGUUUCAUCUGGACAAGGAGGAACAGCUACUACUUCGGGAUCCACAGAAGCCAAUACUAAAGACGGAGGCAAAUCUUCGAAAUUAACAUCUCAGACCUCAGGCACUUCUUCAGGGAAUGCUAAAGCUGGCUCGACCUCUGGGGGUUCAACACAAGUAAUCAAUAUAAGCGACACCGGUGAAAUAACAACUGGCAAGGAACAAACUGGCAAGGGUAGCCAACCUGAACCGAGCCCGUCACCAAAGAGCACAGAAGGCCAAGGAGGACAGGGAUCACAGGGUAACCAACCUGAACCAAGCCCGUCACCAAAGAAAACAGAAGCACAAGGCGGAUCUGAAGGUAGUCAACCAGAAUCGAAUGAAAACGUUCCAGGGAAGAAAGUAGUGACAACCAUUACUACUUCAUCUGGAUCUACAAGCGUUGCGACGGCUGGACAAGGAGGGUCAGCUACUUCAUCAGGCUCCUCAGAAGGUAGCAAGCAUUAA
Molecule: messenger RNA, 669 nt
Organism: Helicoverpa zea (corn earworm)
Lineage: Eukaryota; Metazoa; Arthropoda; Insecta; Lepidoptera; Noctuidae
Product: secreted protein C-like
Exons: 7
Coding region: 1-669 (222 amino acids)
Source: RefSeq, a predicted model, not a curated record